ACCGCUGUCAGAAGAGCGAGCGCAGGCGGAGCGGCGAGGCGGCUCUCCCGUUGCCGGCUACCCUCUCCGUGCUUUGGCGAGGCGCCUUGUUCGAGCACGGCCGCCUCCACACCCUCCGAGUAGGCAACGGCACAACUGGCGGUCGGGAGGGAGGUCUGUCGGUUAGACAGCCAGCCAGACGGCAGGCCGGCCGGGCUGCGCGUGCCCGGCUCAAAGAUGGCCGCCGGCAGCCUCGGCGUCCGGGGUGAGAGGUGAGAGUUGAGGGGUGAGAGCGGCGGCGGCGGCCUCCGGGAAGAUGGCAGAGAGCGAGCGGCGGGCAGGCAAUUCAGAGGAGAUGGCUCCUCCUCUCCAGCAGAGCUUCAUGAUCCCCAGGAAGGAGAUAAACAUGGUUUCUGACAUGGGCAAGUGGAAGCGCUCUCAGGCAUACGCAGAUUACAUGGGCUUCAUCCUCACCCUGAACGAAGGUGUCAAGGGCAGGAAACUGACCUGUGAAUACAACGUUUCAGAGCCAAUUGAAAAGCUGGUGGCUCUUCUGAACACCCUUGACAGAUGGAUCGAUGAAACCCCACCAGUGGAUCAACCUUCUCGCUUUGGGAACAAAGCCUUCAGGACUUGGUAUGCCAAACUAGACCAGGAAGCAGAAAAUUUGGUGGCAACAGUGAUCCCCAAACAUUUGGCCAGUGCUGCACCAGAAGUGGCCGUGUACCUGAAAGAAUCCGUGGGGAACUCUACCCGCAUUGAUUAUGGCACAGGACAUGAAGCUGCGUUUGCAGCCUUUCUCUGCUGCCUCUGCAAAAUAGGUGUUCUCAGAGUGGAUGACCAGAUGGCCAUUGUCUUUAAAGUAUUUAACAGGUACCUAGAAGUGAUGCGAAAACUUCAGAAGACCUACAGGAUGGAACCUGCUGGCAGCCAGGGCGUCUGGGGCUUGGAUGACUUCCAGUUUCUACCUUUCAUAUGGGGCAGUUCCCAGCUGAUAGACCAUCCAAAUCUAGAGCCUCGACACUUUGUGGAUGAGAAGGUGGUAAAUGAAAACCAUAAGGACUUCAUGUUCCUGGAGUGCAUCCUCUUCAUUACAGAGAUGAAGACGGGCCCCUUUGCUGAGCAUUCCAACCAGCUCUGGAACAUCAGUGCCGUACCCUCCUGGUCUAAGGUCAACCAGGGCCUCAUCCGCAUGUACAAGGCAGAGUGCCUGGAGAAGUUCCCUGUGAUCCAGCAUUUUAAGUUCGGCAGCCUGCUCCCCAUCCAGCCUGUGACAUCCUAAGGAGGCAGCGGGAGGAGCCGAAGCAGCGGAGGCGUAGCGUGGCACUCUUCCUCCUCCCCUCACCCCCUCCUCAUCACCUCACCCGUUCCACAGCCCAUCCAUUCCUGCACAUCCUCAUUGGCAACCACAGACCCAGAGCACUCGGCCUUGCACGGGAGACGGGACCUGAGCAGCUCCUCCUGCGAGCCCUGCCAUGAGGAUGUUUCACAAGUGACCGAGGGGCUGUGCUCCGCUCUGCUGCCGCGUGUGGAUCUGGGCGAGUGAAGGGGGUUCACUAGGGGCUGUCUGGCAGCAAAACCCUCUGCUUUCCUUCCUAGGAGGAAGAAGGGGGUGUGGAGGGGAGGAAGGCACGUGUGUAUGCGCUGGUAACAGCAAUUUCCCUUUUGGAAUUUCGUUGAAGUUUCCUGUUGCUGUUUGGUUUGGAAACCGUUGCAGUGGGUGAGGUGUGAGCCUGCACGUGUCUGUAAGCAGGGCACCUCUGCUUGGUUCUUAAAUGGGAAAGGGGAACUGCGGGGAGCCCAGGGUGCCACCUCUCCUUUAGCCCUAAUAAGGAAAGCCACCUCCCUCCUUCCACCCAUCUCUUCUGCAGGGGCGCCCGGCUCUUCCUUUCACAGCACCACCUCUCAUGUGAAACAAGGAGGCUGUGAGGUCUGAGCUGGUUUUAGAGCUGAGAGCCCUGGCUCUGUGGGAACAGCUGUGCAAGGACUGCUGAGUGGUACCUGCUCAGGCUCCCUCCCCUCUGUAGUUAAUGGGCACAAAGAAUCACACGUUCACAUACAUUCAUUGCUUUGUAGGGAUCAUCUGGGUCCAACCUGCCCUCUGUGCUCUCCUCUCCUCCUCCUCCUCUGUGCUUUGCUGCCCGGGGUCUGGGCUGGCCUCAAUGGCACGAGGUGGCCAUGGUUGCUACUGCUUGGUCAUAAAUUACAGCGACAGCCUUAUAGCAAUGGCUUUCCCCAUAAAGCAGCAUGUUCCUCUGCCCUUUUAGGGAGGCAUCUCUGGAGCGAAGGCAGCAUGGGGAUAAGCAUGCAGCUUAACAUGCACUUAUGUACCUGUGCUGGAAACAAAAAGCAUAAUUAGCCCAGGACAGCAGGUUUUAUCUGGAGAAAGCUCUCUUCCCUCUAUCAUUCCCUGCUGGUGCUUCCCAGGCAGCAGGACCACGCUUCCAGUGCCAGCAGCAGCUUGGAGGUAGGAGAAUGAAUGGAGCCAUGGUCCUGAUCAGCACCAGCAUCGCUCAGAGGGCAGAAAUAUCUGGAGCUGUUGUGUCCAUAUGUCUUGGCUGAGGUGGCCUACAAACCUGGGGAGGGGAGAUCUUAGGGUUCCCAGGCUGGGUUUGGCAGGGGAUGAGCUCUGGCUGGGGCUGGAGGCAGCUGUGUCCCUUCUCUGAUUGCUUGCCUUUUGCUGAUGCAUUGCUAAAUAAGAGGAAGCGAGGAGCAGGUGGCUGCAGAGCUAAAGCAGAGCUUUCUGCCAUUGUCCUGAGCUGGGUGGGACAGGGCACGGAUCUGAGCUGCCUCAACCAACUAUAGAUGUGCGUUUUAAAUAAUGAAAGACUCAAGUCUUGUUCUAAUCUCAAAUUGUUAACGAGAUGUGUGUCAUCUUGGCUUUACAAGUGGGAAUAGGGCUGGAGCCCUGCGCUUGCUGGGAGCCUGCUUCUGGUGGAGGAGACCUCAGGCUCUUCCUUCUGCAUCCCCUUUCCUUGCUGUGUGGCUUCUGGCAAGUGUCACCACGCUGUAACUGGCUGCAUGGCAUCUGGCUGGUGAGGGCUGAGCUAAAGCCUGUGGCUUCCCAAACCUGCCCAAGGGCUGGGGACACAUCUCUCCCAGUAAUCCUACGGAAACGGGGCUUCCAUGCAAAAGGAUGGGUGGAAAUGUCGACAUCCACUCCCUAUGUAGUGGGAGGGACACCCAGAAUAUGAAAUACAGCACCAAAAAAGGGUGGGGAGAUGCUUCCUUCCCCUGCAGCCGCUCUGCAGGGAUGGUGUCCCUGGGUUGGGAUCCACCAAGGAGGUGGGGAGAGGCUCACGGGUAGCUCUUGCUUGCCUGAAUCUGUGCUUCUGUUCUGCUGGGGCUUUGUGGACUUGGAGCAGCUCAUUCUUGUCUUGCACCGUGCGAGAUGGAUCUCUGUAGGUGGCUCCUGGCUGCUCGCCUCCGUCCAGCUCCCAGCAGUAAGCAUGGGCUCUCGGGCUCAGCUCUUCUCCCACAGCUCUGCCAUCAGCAGCGCCUGGGGCCGGAGCGUUUCCCCCCUCAAUCCCCCCCCAACAUUGUGGUUUUAAUUAAAGUCUCUGUUUUGCACCA
This is a messenger RNA of Tympanuchus pallidicinctus (lesser prairie-chicken), 3552 nucleotides long. RefSeq names its product protein phosphatase 2 phosphatase activator (gene PTPA). The coding region runs from base 296 to 1261 and encodes 321 amino acids. The transcript is spliced from 10 exons. Gene Ontology annotation, molecular function: protein tyrosine phosphatase activator activity; peptidyl-prolyl cis-trans isomerase activity. The record is from RefSeq and is a predicted model, not a curated record. Lineage: Eukaryota; Metazoa; Chordata; Aves; Galliformes; Phasianidae. Gene Ontology annotation, biological process: mitotic spindle organization. Gene Ontology annotation, cellular component: protein phosphatase type 2A complex; cytoplasm; nucleus.